This is a messenger RNA of Aspergillus ruber CBS 135680, 2454 nucleotides long. RefSeq names its product putative sister chromatid separation protein (Src1). Gene Ontology annotation, molecular function: chromatin binding. The record is from RefSeq and is a predicted model, not a curated record. NCBI's taxonomy places the organism in Eukaryota, Fungi, Ascomycota, Eurotiomycetes, Eurotiales, Aspergillaceae. The transcript has 3 exons. Gene Ontology annotation, cellular component: nuclear inner membrane. The coding region runs from base 1 to 2454 and encodes 817 amino acids.
AUGGCAGACUCUAUGGAUUACCUCUCCCCAGAUUUCGACCUCAAUACCUUAACUGUUCCCCGUCUUCGAGCGAUUCUCGUCAAUCACGAUGUCUCCUAUCCGGCCUCAGCGAAGAAGUCGCAGCUUAUUCGCAUCCUGGAGGACGAGGUCCUGCCCCAGGCAAAGAAACUAAUUCGAGAUCGCGAACGGGUGAAGAGGACGAGUGAUGGAAUAACGGAUAUGGGAAGCCGAGCGUCAUCCGUCGCUAGUUCGUUCGAUGGUUAUCAGGAUUAUCACGAGGGUGCGGAUAGGGAUUCCAUGCCUCCCCCACCUACGCCUUCGAGUGUGUCGACGACCGGUGCGCGACGGGCCCGGUCGACGCGCGGUACAAGAGCGUCUACGGCAGAUGUGGAUGAGCAUAAUAUUCCAGCUACACCAGCGACUGCUUCGAGGCGGUCUGUAGCACGAUCCCAGAGUAGAACUUCUCACCGCACGGACAGAAACGAUGAGGGUGUUGCAACACCGGUCGCCAGGAAGGAUAUGGCCACUCCCCGACAGUCUACUGUUAAAAAGCUACGGAGAAGUGAAAUGACCCCCUCGACCGAACCAGAACUCCCUAUGCCCCGUCAGCCAUCUAUAAAGCCCGAGCCAGUCGAUCAUGGCAUCUUCACAUAUGAUAACCCAUUCCAGAGUGGAAGCUCUCCUGCUACUUGGGAGCAGCAGAAACUACGGAGUGCGAGUCGAAAGAGUAAGUCUCGAGUGUCGGAAAGUCCUUCCAAGGAUGGUCUACGUGCACGUAAAUCAGAGACGCCCAUCAAACAGGAAGACGAGUCUUUUGCUUCUACUAGGUCACCAUUCAAGGUCUCGGCUCCUCGUUUGGAACCAUACCAGGAAGAACCUGAAGAGGAGGGUUACAAUGAUGAGAGCGACUUUGAUGCGGGCGAAGAGUUUACACCUGAGGAGCAACUGGCGUUAGAGUAUGAGCAAGCAGGUCGAAUGUACGCAGCUCCUACGCAACCCAGUCGUCGGAAACGCAAACAGAGCAAGGCAAGCAAGGCUGCCCCAUGGGUGGUUAUCUUAUCCCUUCUAAGUGGCUUUGCUGGUUGGUGGCGUAAGGAGAAGGUCGAGAUCGGUUUCUGCGGAAUCGGCAAACCUACAUGGUCGUUGGCAGAAACCAAAGUACCCGAAUGGGCCAAUGUUCUCGAGCCACAGUGUGAGCCGUGCCCGCCGCAUGCUUUCUGUUACCCUAACUUUGAGGCCCGCUGUGAGCAUGAUUUCAUUCUCACAUCUCAUCCCUUAUCUCUGGGCGGCCUUAUCCCUCUUCCCCCAACAUGCGAGCCCGACAGCGAGAAAGCUCGCCGGGUGAAAGCCGUUGCGGAUAAGGCAGUAGAAGAACUUCGUGAUCGAAGGGCCAAGUGGGAAUGUGGUGAAUUGGCGGCAGAUGGGAGGGAAGCAAAAUCUCCGGAAAUUAACGAGCACGAUCUGAAGCGGGAAAUUGGAAACAGGCGACGCAAGGGCAUGAGUGACACUGAAUUCGACGACCUGUGGCUGGGAGCUCUGGGCGAAGUAAUUGGAAAAGAGGAGGUCGUGGCCAAAACUCAACAACCCUCCGGUGCUCUCACCCUCUCCUCUACAGCCUUCACACGUCUCCCCCUCACAUGUGCCUUCCGCCGUCACCUCCGACUCUCUCUCCUCGCUUAUCGACUCCCUCUUUCAAUUCUAAUUCUCUGCGUCGGUGCCUUUAUUUACAUACGUUCUCGGAUACUUGCUCGCCGCUCGGAUAUGGCUCGGGUGCCUGAACUUGUUGGCACAACCUUGGAUCGAUUGGCGACGCAGGCAGCUUUGCAUGCUCGCGGCGCAGCUCGUGAACCGUAUAUCCCUAUUGGCCAACUACGAGACGACGUGUUGCGAUCAGAACUGCAAGGACGCAGGCGGGAGGACCUCUGGCGGCGCGUCCGCAAUGUUGUGGAGGGAAACGCCAAUAUCCGGGCUGCAGUUCGAGAGGGUCGUGGCGGCGAUGUUGCACGUGUGUGGGAAUGGAUUGGAGGGAUCAGCAGCUGCAGCUAUGAUACCACAGGCAGCCCCUGCACCGAAUGCACGCUACAAGGAUGUCAAUGUUUCGUCGACGAGUCCGCCGACAAACGCCGUAAGGUGGCCGCCAAGCGCGCCGAGGAGGAGAAUAAACGCCUUUUGGAACGCGUGAAGCAUCUUGAAGGAUCAAGGGAUUAUGAGCGCCAAUUCAAGGAGCUGUUGAUCGAGGCAUUUCGAGAGGGAGACGAUGAUUCUGCGGCUGCAAUCAUUCAUAACAUCAGGGCACGGGUACCCGAAAACCACAUUUUAGAAGUCCUCAAUCAGGUCUUGGACAAGGCUGAAAAUCAGGCUUCUAACCUCGAGAACGGAGUCGACGAUGCGCAAGAUGGAAUGAUGGUGGACGGUGUGCCUCCAUUUUAUCCGCCUAAUUAUGCGACUCGAUGA